AUGAAUGCGUUUCCUACAGACAAGCUCGCCUUGCUUCUUCGACGAAUCCUGCAGUCACCAGAUACCUCUACUUGCGUCUUCUCCGACCAAGAACAGUCGCAACUCAUGGUCAUGGGUAACAUGUCAGCUCCCCAAGUGACUGUCCUUCUUGCUGGUGUGACGCGGAUAGUCUCGAGUGCAGCGUAUCACGACUGGGAUGACAAGCAGUUUGUCAGCGAGGUUUCGAGACUGGGGGUUUUGGAGGCUACAUCAUCGGCUCUGGGUGCAGUUUGGGGACAAGAAAAGUUGACGUAUCGAGAAGCACUGCUGCACAAGAGCACGAUGUCCGGGCAACUACCAAGCAUCACUGAUUCGCACUGGCGUAUGCAUGUUACGAUUGCCGAUUCAGUCUCAACAGGACAUGCGAUCCCUCACGCUUUGUUCCACCUGCACACUGUAAAGUCCCAUCUAUCGUCCUCGCCAUCUAACGACGACAACGAGAUUCAUAUGGAGAUGAACCACACCGACUUGUACGACUUUUUCAUUCAACUGGACGCGAUUCAAUCGGAAAUUGACGCGCUGGCCACUCCCCCUUAA
Messenger RNA from Aphanomyces invadans, 576 nucleotides. RefSeq lists its product as hypothetical. NCBI's taxonomy places the organism in Eukaryota, Oomycota, Saprolegniomycetes, Saprolegniales, Verrucalvaceae. Bases 1 to 576 code for a protein of 191 amino acids. The transcript is spliced from 2 exons. The record is from RefSeq and is a predicted model, not a curated record.